This is a messenger RNA of Phlebotomus argentipes, 1055 nucleotides long. Its product is annotated as ketohexokinase-like. Gene Ontology annotation, biological process: fructose metabolic process. NCBI's taxonomy places the organism in Eukaryota, Metazoa, Arthropoda, Insecta, Diptera, Psychodidae. The coding region runs from base 13 to 954 and encodes 313 amino acids. The record is from RefSeq and is a predicted model, not a curated record. The transcript is spliced from 3 exons. Gene Ontology annotation, molecular function: ketohexokinase activity.
AUUCAUUGCGAAAUGACGAGCAGAGAGCCGUGCAUUUUGUGUGUCGGAAUAUGUUGUAUGGACGUGAUUCAGGUCUGUGACGCGUAUCCCGAGGAGGAUUCCGACAUCAGAUCGAAACAUGGACGCUGGCAGAGGGGCGGCAAUCCGGCCAACAACUGCACUGUCUUCGCACUGAUGGGGCUCAAGUGCGAAUUCAUGGGCACUCUUAGCGACUCCGCGAUGUCCUCAGUGCUCCUGGAGGACUUCAAGGCACGCGGCAUUGCCACGAAACACUGUGUUGUCCACGCGGGGUGCGAAACUCCCAUGUCGUCGGUGCUGCUGAGCCUGAAGACGGGCUCCCGUACCAUUGUGCACUCCAAUCCGAACCUCCCUGAGAUGACCUUCGCCGACUUUGCCAAGUGCAAUCUCGCCGAGUACACGUGGAUUCACUUUGAGCCGCGAAAUCCACCCGAAACCCGGCGAAUGAUGGACGCGGUGCAUAAGUGGAAUGCAAAACUGAGUGAAUCAGAGAGAAUCACGGUGUCACUGGAGCUGGAGAAGCCCGGAAAGCAUCCACUCGAUGUGGCUGAUUUGGCGGAUGUUGUGUUUAUGAGCAGAAUUUAUGCCGAGACUGAAUUGCAGGCCACAGAUAUGCGAAGUGCAGUGGCAAUUAUGAGGAAGAAAGUCCAAAAAGAGUGCAGGAUCGUCUGUGCGUGGGGAUCAGAGGGCAGUGCUGCCAUUGAUGCAUCUGGGGAAAUCUUCUGUGCCCCGUCAUUUCCGCCUGAGAAAGUGGUGGACUCUCUCGGAGCCGGCGAUACAUUCUGCGCUGCAACAAUUUAUGCUCUCGCGCAUGGAAAGUCACUUUUUGCCGCGAUUGUCUAUGGAAAUAUGAUUGCCGGAGCCAAAGUGGGCUUCCAUGGUUACGAUGCAAUUGCAAAUAUCCACUGUGAUAUGUAUGCAACGCUGCCAUUGUGACGAAUGGCGAGAUGUUAAAAGAGAGAGAGAGAGAGAAACAUGGAGAAAACGCACGAGGUCAAAUCGAAUGACAACAAUGAACUUCAAUAGUAACAUUCUCA